This is a messenger RNA of Lycium barbarum (goji berry), 1662 nucleotides long. RefSeq names its product protein MULTIPLE CHLOROPLAST DIVISION SITE 1. Gene Ontology annotation, cellular component: chloroplast; chloroplast inner membrane. Gene Ontology annotation, biological process: chloroplast fission. NCBI's taxonomy places the organism in Eukaryota, Viridiplantae, Streptophyta, Magnoliopsida, Solanales, Solanaceae. The coding region runs from base 308 to 1345 and encodes 345 amino acids. The record is from RefSeq and is a predicted model, not a curated record. The transcript is spliced from 7 exons.
UUCUCUGGUGCCUUCACUUUCUCUGCAUCCAUUCUUCGAUGAUUCUUGUCGCUAGUGAUUGUGUGAAGAUAAUGACCAUGCCAUAUGAUGUUAAUCUAAUGGUUUAUUGCUGAUUCACACUUCCAGAUGUCGAAUUGCUUCGAUAGCUCCAUGUUCAGGUGGCUUUCCGAACAGGCCCUAACAAAUUGUAACUCAGGCAGUUGCUAUUUGUGAAUUUUAACCAUCACCCUAUAGCAGCCUCUCCAAAGGGACUGCCAGAAAAGGGUUUGGCAUCUUUGCGUGAGAGAAUAAGUUUACUGUUACAGAAAUGGCAGCUUCAAUUUGGACUCUACAGCUUCACACAGUCUCAGUUCCGCUUGGAAUUCCAGCAAAGGCAGUCGACUUGAGAAGGGAUUAUUUGUUCGAUUGUGCGUGGCGGAGCAAGAGGACCUUGAAGAAAUUUGGCGUAGUUGCCUUGGGUACCAAUGAUGAUGACAAGAAUUCGAAGAAUGAAGUUAUGGUUGUGAGUUCCGAGAAGCGGAGUUUAGUGCAAGACACUGUUACCAAAUUACAAGAGACCAUCAAAUCUCUCCCUCCCCAUACCCUCCUGGUAAAGAAACAUUCUGGUGUUAGUUUAGCAAUUGGACUAUCUACCGUGGUCACCUUACUGGUUAUAAUGGUGAGGAGUUAUGUCUCAAAAAGGUCAAGACGCAACGGCCCUGGUUCUGUAGCUGAUCUUGUCAGGCGUGGCCAGUUAAGAUCUGAUAGAAGAGGCAUAUCGAAUCCUCUCAAAUAUGACGACCCAUUCAAUAAUCCAUUAGUGAAAGUCAGCAAGAGUAAUUCAACUGUAGAGAUGUGUGGGAAAGUGUACCGUUUGGCACCGGUAACUCUUACCAAGGAGCAACAAGCUGUCCAUCAGAAAAGGAGGUCACGUGCAUAUCAGUGGAAGAGACCAACACUGUUUCUUAGAGAAGGUGAUUCAGUACCUCCAGAUGUGGAUCCUGACACUAUCAGGUGGAUUCCUGCAAAUCAUCCUUUUGCAACUACUGCAAGUGAAAUUGAUGAGGAUCUCGCACAAACCAAUGUUUACCAGAAGCACGGUGUCCCAUUCCGUAUUCAGGCAGAACAUGAAGCUCUGCAGAGAAAGCUUGAGGCACUCCAAAGUGAGCAAAAACUUGGUAAAAUAGUCAUUGAUCCUGGGGCUGCAAAAGAUUUUGAGAGGCCAUUCAAAACGCGUCUAAAGACACAGGAGAAACUCGAUCAAGGCCCAAAUAACCGGCAAAUGGGCUCCAAAGUUUCUGAAUCAGAGGGUGCUCGUGAUUCCUUUGUCAACAAGCAUAGGUCUGAAGAAAUGGAGAAACCCUAGAUUUGUUUCAAUACCGUUUUGUAAAUUAUUUUAGAAAUAGGGUAAAGGACAAGUUUGAAGUGAAACCUGAUAGUCAUGUUUUCAGUCAUGAUGUUGCUGGGUUCUAGCAGCAAGUCAAUAAUCAGAAAUGAGACUGUAAAUAGAAGUUUUUUGCUUUGCAGCCAAGUGUACCAAAUGGCUACCUAUUGUUUUAUGUACUACAAUAGAUUUCACUGUUGUAACCUUUGCCUAUUCCGUCGACUCAGCUUUGAAACAUUUUCUGAACCAUUGGCUGUCACCAUGAAAUUGGUGCUUAUUAUAAAAUGUUUGCUGCUCUA